Chrysoperla carnea is the source of this 1731-nucleotide messenger RNA. RefSeq lists its product as uncharacterized. Bases 1 to 1731 code for a protein of 576 amino acids. The record is from RefSeq and is a predicted model, not a curated record. NCBI's taxonomy places the organism in Eukaryota, Metazoa, Arthropoda, Insecta, Neuroptera, Chrysopidae. Gene Ontology annotation, cellular component: membrane. The transcript is spliced from 7 exons. Gene Ontology annotation, molecular function: ligand-gated monoatomic ion channel activity.
AUGUUUGGAAUGCAGAAUAUAUAUUCAACACCUUUUACUAAUAUUUUUCCAAGUCAUGAAAUGGUUUUUAUUUUAAAUUUAAACUGUACAAAUUCUAAUCAACUAUUACAAUAUGCCAAUGAUAUCAAUUUAUUUCGAUCACCAUAUCGAUGGAUAAUUUAUAAUGAUAAUAUUGACAUCAAUUACGAAGAUCAUUAUCAACAAUUUUUAGAAAUGUCAUCAAGUAUUAAUACUUUAGUAGAUUCUGAUAUCAUUUUAAUAUUACCCAUUAAUAAUACAGAUUAUAAGUUAAUACAAGUUUAUCAAGAAGCUGUAAAUUUCACGUUAAAACAAGAAGAUUAUGCUUAUUGGAACCAAAUACAUGGAUUACAUGAUAUCAUUGAAAAUCAUAUAAUCGCUACACGACGAAUCAAUUUAAAUCAGGUUGUCUUAAAAACAGUCAUUGUAAUUACUGAUAAUGAUACCUAUGGCCAUUUAACUGAUUAUAAGGAUCCUGAUGUAGAUUCAAUAACAAAAGCAAAUUAUUUUAUUGUGAAACAUGCAGCUGAAAUAAUGAAUGCUUCAUUAUCCUAUAUUGUGGAGCGAACAUGGGGUUAUCGAAAUAAAACUACAAAUCAAUGGAGUGGCUUAAUUGGACGUUUACAUGAAAAACAUGCACAUAUUGCUGGUACUGCAUUAUUUAUGACAAGGGACCGUGUACCAAUUGUUCAGUACCUUACAAUGGCUACACCAACUAAAUCAAAAUUUGUUUUUCGUCAACCAAAAUUAAGUUUUGUUACCAACGUUUAUCAGUUACCAUUUCAAAUUAAUUGUUGGAUAGCAACAAUUUUUUUAGUUAUUAUAACAGGAAUGUCAUUGUAUGUUGCUACUAAAUGGGAAAACAAUUAUAAACAUAGGCUUCAGAAGGAUGAUGACUCAAUACGUAUGGAUGCCAGUUUGGAAGAAAUAAUAUUUAUAUCCGUUGGAGCUGUCUGUCAACAAGGAGCUCAUGCGUUGCCGACACUUGUGUCAGGAAGAUUAAUUUCUAUUCUUUUGUAUUUUGCGUUAAUGUUCUUAUACACGUCAUAUGCAGCUAAUAUUGUAUCCUUACUACAAAUGCCUUCCACAAAAAUCAAAACUUUAGCUGAUCUUUUACAUUCUCGUUUGGAACUUGGAGUACAUGACACUGUUUUCAACCGAUUUUAUUUUCCUGCAUCAACAGAACCAAUUCGAAAAGCAAUUUAUGAACAAAAAGUUGCACCCAGAGGAAAAGCUGAAAAAUUUAUGACCAUGGAAGAAGGUGUUCAACGUAUGCGUGCUGGACUAUUCGCAUUUCAUUUCGAGGAAGGUGCUGGUUAUAAACGAAUACAAGAAACAUUUUUUGAACAUGAAAAAUGUGGAUUAAAGGAUUUAUCAUAUCUUCAAGUUCCGUAUCCAUUUUUAUGCGUACAAAAAAAUUUAUCGUAUACGGAACAUCUAAAAAUUGCAUAUACUAAAAUUAAUGAAAGAGGUUUUAAUAAUAGAGAAGUAAACCGAAUAUAUACGAAAAAACCACAUUGUGAAAGUCAUGGAAGUGGUUUUAUCAGCGUGGGCUUAGUAGACUGCUAUCCACUAGCAGUUAUUCUUUGUAUUGGUGUACUAACAUCACUUUUUUGUUUCUUUCUAGAAGCUUAUUUUCAUUUGAGCAUGCGUAAAGACAUACAUAAAAAAAUAUACAGAUGUUGUGAAAGAAAACUCAAAAAAAUUGGAUGA